This is a messenger RNA of Pneumocystis carinii B80, 1487 nucleotides long. RefSeq names its product histidine-tRNA ligase. Gene Ontology annotation, cellular component: cytoplasm; mitochondrion. The coding region runs from base 47 to 1441 and encodes 464 amino acids. The record is from RefSeq and is a predicted model, not a curated record. Gene Ontology annotation, molecular function: ATP binding; histidine-tRNA ligase activity. The transcript is spliced from 6 exons. Gene Ontology annotation, biological process: histidyl-tRNA aminoacylation; mitochondrial translation. NCBI's taxonomy places the organism in Eukaryota, Fungi, Ascomycota, Pneumocystomycetes, Pneumocystales, Pneumocystaceae.
UGUCCUUAAAACACCUAAGGGAACAAAAGAUUGGGAUGAUAGAGAUAUGACUAUAAAAGAAGAAAUGUUUUCAAGAAUUGCAAAAGUAUUUAAACGUCAUGGAGGAAUAACGAUCGAUACACCAACAUUUGAAUUGAAGGAAAUUUUAUCAGGGAAAUAUGGGGAAGAAAGUAAACUUAUAUAUGAUCUUCAGGACCAGGGAGGGGAAUUGUGUUCAUUACGGUAUGAUUUGACGGUUCCUUUUGCGAGAUAUGUUGCAAUGAAUCCUACAAUUCAAUAUAUUAAAAGAUAUCAUAUUGGUAAAGUGUAUAGAAGAGAUCAGCCAGCAUUAAUGAAAGGUCGUAUGAGGGAAUUUUAUCAAUGCGACUUUGAUAUUGCAGGUCAUUAUGAUCCAAUGUUACCAGAUGCAGAAAUUCUUAAAAUUCUUGUUGAAAUACUUGAUGAAUUAAAUAUAGGAAACUAUAGUAUUAAAUUGAAUCAUCGUAAAAUAUUGGAUGGAAUUUUUGAUGUAUGUGGUGUUCCAAAGGAAAAAUUUCGGACUAUUUCUAGUUCAAUUGAUAAAUUAGACAAAUUGCCAUGGAGUGAUGUAAAGCAAGAAAUGGUAAAGGAAAAGGGACUUAAUGAAUCGCUAGCGGAUAAGAUUGGUAAUUAUAUUAUAAAAAAAGGAGGGAGAGAUCUUUUAGAAGAGUUAAGAUCUGAUAAAUUAUUAAGCAAACAUGAGAUUUCUCUUGAAGGAAUAAAUGAUAUGGAAAUUUUAUAUAAUUAUCUUGAAUGUCUAGAUAUACAUUCUAAAGUUUCUUUUGAUCUUUCAUUAGCACGAGGUAUCGAUUACUAUACAGGGCUUAUUUAUGAAGCAAUUUUUGAGCCCAAUACCAUAUCUAAUCUCUGUUCAAAUAUGAAAGAACUUCAAUUCGAUAAAAUCAAAAAUGAUUACACAGGAAUUGGAUCUAUUGCAGCUGGUGGAAGAUACGAUGAUUUAGUUGGAAUAUUUUCACCAAAGAAAAAAAAAGUUCCAUGUGUUGGUGUUUCUAUUGGCGUUGAACGUAUUUUUUCAAUCCUAAAAUUUCGUCUUUCUACUUCAACAAUUAAAACUAAUAAUACUGAUGUUUAUGUAAUGGAAUUUGGAUCUGGAAACAAAUCUCCAUCUAUGGUCAAAGAAAGAUUACAAAUAUGUAAAGAAUUGUGGAAUUCUGGAAUAAAUACACAAUUUUUAUAUAAAAUUAAACCUAAAUUUAGACAACAAUUUGAUGCUGCCGAAAAAGAUCAAAUACCAAUUGCUGUUAUUUUCGGCCAAGAUGAAAUUGCAAAUAAUCAGGUUCGUAUCAAAGUUUUAGGACAAGGAGAACAAAAUACUGGAGAGCUUGUACCAAGAAAUGAAAUGAUAUCUAAAAUUUUAGAUAUUUUGAAAAAAACUUCUAAAAAUAAUUCAUACAUUUUCUAAUACAUUUUAUAAUAUUUUAUUAUUUUUAUUUAAAUCAUUUCUUAAU